Messenger RNA from Marchantia polymorpha subsp. ruderalis, 2128 nucleotides. The record is from the annotation of a GenBank genome assembly. NCBI's taxonomy places the organism in Eukaryota, Viridiplantae, Streptophyta, Marchantiopsida, Marchantiales, Marchantiaceae.
GUUUGUUGACACUUGCUGUUGCUUUGGGCUGCAAUCAACGAUAGCCAGUGCGGUUCAAUGAUCCAUUGCUGGGUGUCCAUGCUGCGAGGGAAUGUGGUCGUCAGUUGUAUGGUUCAGGCGCUGACACCCAAGACAGACACAUUGCUUGAGCAAUUAGAAGAUCCGGGAGCAAGAGUCAGGAAACCUCUGAGCUCAUGGAGUGGACGUAGUACUUUGGAUCGUCUGAUCCUGAGUGCAUGAGUUGUCACUCGCUGAGGAAGCGGAGGCACGCCAUUUGGAAACUGGAACAGGAAGGGCGAUGACGACCUGCUCCGUGAUAGAUCCUAGUAUUUGGAUCGAGGGGUCUGUAUGAGGAAACGAGAAUCAUGUUCGUUCGAACGCAUUGGGCAUUUGAAUCGAGGUGGGCCUUUAUCAUCUACUGAACGCUCACACGCUACUGAGCGCAAUCGUGCGGGUGAACUAGCUCGCCGCAAGCAAGCUCCAUGGCCUUGGUUCUGCCCAUCUCUUCCGGCCUUCUUACGGUUCCAUUCAAUGGACGAGGAGAGUUCAUUGCAACCUGCUGUUCUUCCGGCCUUCUUACGGUUCCAUUCAAUGGACGAGGAGAGUUCAUUGCAACCUGCUCUUCUAGACGAGCCGUGAACCUCUCAGCUUCUACUUCAUGUAGUUCGACAUUGAGGUCAGAAUUUCUGCACAGUUCAAUACAAGUGAGGAAAUUCGUAGUGAGAAAGCACACAGAACGAUGCACAGUUUCAAACUCGCUCGCUGGAGAGCGGCAAGGAACUUCAGGUUUCCGUGAAUUGAAAAUGGACUCUGGACUCUCCGAAGCUGGUCGAGAGUCUUCACCUUUGCCUGAGGGAGCGACCCCUCAAGAUGCAGAGUACAUGAGGAUGGCAGUGGAGCUUGCUCGGAAAGCAGUUGGGCACACUUCACCCAAUCCGAUGGUGGGUUGUGUAAUUGUCAAGGAUGGCCAGAUUGUAGGUCGCGGCUUCCAUCCCAAAGCUGGAGAACCACAUGCCGAGGUCUUCGCUCUGAGGGAGGCUGGGAAAGCCGCUCAAGGAGCAACGGCGUAUGUCAGUCUAGAGCCAUGUAAUCAUACUGGACGUACGCCGCCAUGUAGUCAGGCUUUAGUUCGUGCACGAGUUGGUCGAGUGGUGGUGGGCACGGUGGAUCCCAACCCGUUGGUAGGUGGGAAGGGCGUGCAAACUCUGCAGAAGGCAGGCAUCAAGGUUGUGGUUGGAGUUGAGGAGGCCCUUUGUCAGGCCACUGCCGAAGCCUUUUUCCAUAGGAUUGUCACCAAGAAACCAUUUGUAAGUUUGAGGUACACUAUUUCAAUGGAUGGAGCAGUUCUGCGCAGUCAAGGCACGACAUCAGCAGAGGCAGGAAGUAAUUACAGCAUUUUGCUUCAAGAAAACGAUGCGGUCAUCGUAACAGACAAGUGCAUACUCGGGAAUCCAAAAUUGCUGUCUUCUGAAGCGGGAGCAAAGCAACCUCUUAGAGUAGUCGUAGCAAAGUCUUUAGCACUGCCUUUAGAUUCUCACGUCUUCGAUACCUCCUCGGCCCCUACCCUUGUUAUCACAGAUGCUAAUGCAAUCUCAACAGACCUGCAAUCCAACAGCAGGCAGAGUGCGGAGUCGAUGGAGUCCCUUCUCAGAUCAAGGGGUGUCGAUGUAGUGGCCAUGAACGAGGUGAAUUUGGAUGCUGUGCUGGACUUGCUCUAUCAAAAGGGAUUGAACUCCGUUCUUCUGGAUUCCACUCUCUGUAACAUAGAGAAUUACUUGGGCCCAUUAGCUCUCUCUGAGCAGGGCCCUCAAAAGGUGGUGGCAGUCAUUUCACCAGUUCUUGUAGGAAAUAGAACAGAUGGACCUGGGUUUCAAUUUGAAGACGACAACUUGAAGCUGGAACGUGUCACUACGAAGACAUGUGGGGGAGUUGUGAUCGUGGAAGGCUAUGUGUCAAAGCGGCCUGUUACAUAGAAGGCAGUUUUCACAAUGUCUACAAUGUUUCCAUAUAUGUAUCUGGCCCAAGUAAGAGCUUCACUUAGUACGCUUUGGAAAGUCAAUAAGGAUCUUGUUAGAAAUAUCUUGUAAAUGUGGGAUCAUGAAUCCUUAUAUUGAAUUGUCAAUAAAAA